AAAGGUACGAACAUUCUGAUCGCGGUAUACACCGAGCAACCACAAUGUUUCUGUGUGCCAUCUUGAUUUGGGCAACUAGAAUAACCGUUGUCAUGGUGACCGUGAGUGGAUAGGUUAAGAGCAAACACGAAAAGCUUGGGCAGAAGGAUAGUCGUUCCCUUUACAUGCAGCAACCUCCGGUCUCCGUGUCCAGUCAGGGGGCUGGUCAAUUCCCCUUUCUCUAUAAUGGUUGUGUAUUAUUUCCUCGGUUGAGCCCAUACGUGCAUGGGCUGUCUCUGAUGCAGCCUUACAAUGUACAAUAUCCCGUGGCAACCCCAUCCCAGUUUGGGUUUUGGGGUAUCCAGUCGAAGUCUUCUACUAAAUAUCAUACCAUAACAGACAGUAGAGCCGUCAUCAACAUUAGACAUGAACCACCCGUGUUGACUCCCCAACUUCAACCGAAAUACAAAUCAACGCUUCAUUCUCCAGAGCCGGCGGGGUCCGAGUCGUGUAGCCCUCUCCUCGUUUCUUGCCCGUCCACCCCAGAGAGAUACAUAGAUCAUCCAAGUAGUUAUGAGGAUAGCAGGAAUUACACAGUUUCUACCCCAUGGAUGAUGUCCAACCAGUUGCUUACCACACCUCAAAAGCCUGGUGCUUCUGACCGUCUAAGGCUGACCGAUGACAGUCUUCUUAAGCAGCAGUCAUAUAGCUCCGAAGUUGAUGAAAAUGGUCGAUAUUGUAUAUCCAAUGGGAAACAACGCCGAAGACGAACAGCUUUUACGAGUGAGCAGUUACUACAACUGGAAAAAGAAUUUUACGCCAAGAAAUAUCUAUCACUCACCGAGCGAUCGCAGAUCGCCAGAUCACUUCAACUCAGUGAAGUUCAGGUGAAAAUUUGGUUUCAGAACAGACGUGCCAAAUGGAAGAGAGUUAAAGCUGGAGUUGCGUCAGGACGUUCAGUGUCUAACCGUGACGUCACAAAAAUCGUAGUACCCAUCCCAGUACAUGUAAACCGAAUGGCGAUCCGAAGCCAAUAUCAACAGCUAGAGAAGUCCGCGACGAGCAUGAAAAAUCGUAGAGAGUCAUCAGCUAUGGAAGAUCACAAACAUUCCUGAUUGGCUGACCGAGAUAAACUAUUGUAGAACGAAGAGUUUACAACAGUUUCACUGGAUAUGCUAUGACCUUUUGUUUGUCCUCUUAUUUCACCUUCAUGUACUAAAAUAGAUCCACAUUUUGAACAAUCCUUGAUCAGACAAACUACAACUUUUAGAUAACUCCACAAUUUUGUCGGGACUCAAAAAUGUGUUUUGUUUCAAUAUCCUAACAAAACUGGCUUCGAUGAAAGUGCUGAUACACGCUCUAAACUGCAAAUUUUGAUAUUUUAUUAGAUAAACAACAGCAGAUUUGCCAUGUUUGGCGCCUUUAUUGUCAAAUAAUUUCAAUCCGGAAGAUGAUUUUGUUAUUUUUUACCAGAGCCAGUAUUCUAAUGAGGUCAAACUUGGGUUUAAAGCUAUAUCUUCCAGUUAUAUAUGUGUGAGUGUGUGUGUGUGUGUCAGUGAGUGAAGGAAGCCAAAAAAAAAACAAGGACCAGGACCUUGAUGUCUUCAUGACUAGUUACGAUCAUGUCUUUGACCUUCAAUUAUAAUCCUAUUCCUGAAUGUUAAACGCAAUACAUGUCUCAUAUUUGAUAACCAUACGAUUUUCUGUUCUUUAAGUGUUCUAGAAAAAGCGUAACAAUAAAUAUCGCUUAAAAAAACA
Molecule: messenger RNA, 1737 nt
Organism: Limulus polyphemus (Atlantic horseshoe crab)
Lineage: Eukaryota; Metazoa; Arthropoda; Merostomata; Xiphosura; Limulidae
Product: homeobox protein vab-15-like
Exons: 3
Coding region: 165-1094 (309 amino acids)
Biological process (GO): regulation of transcription by RNA polymerase II; regulation of nervous system development
Cellular component (GO): nucleus
Molecular function (GO): DNA-binding transcription factor activity, RNA polymerase II-specific; RNA polymerase II transcription regulatory region sequence-specific DNA binding
Source: RefSeq, a predicted model, not a curated record